Messenger RNA from Manihot esculenta (cassava), 2173 nucleotides. RefSeq names its product F-box protein At1g47056. Gene Ontology annotation, molecular function: protein binding. The transcript has a single exon. Lineage: Eukaryota; Viridiplantae; Streptophyta; Magnoliopsida; Malpighiales; Euphorbiaceae. The coding region runs from base 219 to 1820 and encodes 533 amino acids. Gene Ontology annotation, biological process: SCF-dependent proteasomal ubiquitin-dependent protein catabolic process. The record is from RefSeq and is a predicted model, not a curated record. Gene Ontology annotation, cellular component: SCF ubiquitin ligase complex.
UAUAAAUCCAUUCAAAAGGGGGAAAACAUAAAAAGAAAAAAAACUAAAACUGCCAAAAAGGGGUAAAAAGGGGAAAUGAAAUCCGGUUUCAGGUCCGUCGUUGAACAUCUCGAAGAAGAAAGGCCAAUCAACGUUCCUGAGAAAAUAGCAGAUCCAAGCUCUGUUAAGGAGGCGGUAAGGGCCAGAAGUUAAAACCCCAAUUUCUCUCCUCAUCCUGGAUGGGCCAGUCAUAUUCGACGGCUGCAGUAUUGAGCCGCCGCGAGUCUAACCACAGCCACAUUUACAAAGCCAAAUCAACGGCUCUGAUCUCCGCUAUGCAAGAUGAAGAAUCAAGCGAUUGUCUAAUAAUUGAUGGAGAACCUGACUACAUCAACGAUCUACCUGACGAGUGCUUGGCUUUCAUUUUUCAGUCUCUUAGCUCCGGCGAUCGCAAACGUUGCUCUUUGGUAUGCCACCGAUGGCUAAGAAUCGAGGGACAGAGCCGCCACAGGCUUUCUCUGAACGCUCAAUCGGAUCUCCUACCUAUGAUACCUGCUCUCUUCUCACGCUUCGACGCUGUGACAAAACUCGCUCUCAAAUGUGACCGUAGAUCCGCGAGCAUAGGCGAUGAAGCGCUUCAAGCGAUCUCGUUCCGGUGUCGGAAUCUCACGCGCUUUAAGCUUCGCUCUUGCCGUGAUGUUACCGACGCCGGGGUGGCUGCUUUUGCAAAGAAUUGUAAAGGUUUAAAGAAGCUCUCAUGUGGAUCAUGCACGUUUGGAGCCAAAGGUAUGAACGCAAUCCUCGAUAAUUGUGCAUCUCUUGAAGAGUUGUCAGUGAAGCGGCUUCGCGGAAUCACCGAUGGAGCAGCGGCUGAGCCGAUUGGACCGGGUUUGGCCGCAUCUUCGCUCAAAACGAUAUGUUUAAAGGAGCUUUACAAUGGACAGUGUUUUGGUCCGCUUAUUAUCGGGUCAAAGAAUCUCAGAACUUUGAAGCUUUUUAGAUGCUCUGGUGAUUGGGACAAGCUUCUUCAAGUCAUUGCGGAUAGAGUAACCUGUAUGAUGGAGAUCCAUCUCGAGAGGCUCCAGGUAAGCGAUGUUGGCCUCUCGGCCAUCUCUAAUUGUUUGGAUCUAGAGAUUUUGCAUCUCGUCAAAACGCCAGAAUGCACCAAUUUAGGGCUAGUGUCUGUCGCUGAGCGUUGUAAGCUCUUAAGAAAGCUUCAUAUUGAUGGAUGGAAGGCGAAUCGGAUAGGCGACGAUGGAUUAAUUGCAGUAGCGAAGAAUUGCCCUAAUUUACAAGAACUGGUGCUGAUUGGAGUAAAUCCUACUAAAAGUAGCCUUGAAAUGUUGGCUUCGAAUUGUCAAAAUUUAGAGCGAUUAGCGCUCUGCGGUAGCGAUACUGUCGGUGAUGCAGAGAUUUCUUGCAUCGCUGCUAAAUGUAUAGCGUUGAAAAAACUUUGUAUUAAAAGUUGCCCUGUUUCAAAUCUUGGAAUGGAAGCGCUUGCUAGUGGAUGCCCAAAUUUGAUUAAAGUGAAGGUGAAGAAGUGUCGAGGGGUAACUGGUGAGAUUGCUGAUUGGUUAAGAGCUAGUAGGGAAUCGCUAGCGGUGAAUUUAGAUAGCGGCGAAACUGAGCAGCCGGAUGCGAGUGCUAGUGAUGGCGGUGCACAAGAAAAUGUAGUUGAAUUUCCUCCUGUGCCUACCCAAAUAUCGGUACCAGCUAUUGCUUCAAGCAGCGCUGGGCGAUCAACGUCUUUCAAAUCAAGAUUAGGGCUUUUGAGUGGAAGAAGUUUGGUUGCGUGCACUCUGAGAAGGUGGUCUAACGGUAAUAGCAGUUCUCGAAAUUAAUUAGAUUAAGGACUGAUAGAAGUUGCAGAUGAGAAAAAUGGAUCCUGAAGUCUUGGUCUGUUUGCGUCAUUUUCCAUCGUCUCUGAUUCCAUAUUUAAUGUACUGCUGAAUUUGAUAUUGGGUGCUAUUUAUUGCCUUUUUCAACUGAAUCUUAUUUGUCAAAAGCUGAUCAUUUCUGCUUGCCUAUAUUGCUGUUCAGUCCAGUUUGUAUUUAUUUGCAAGUUCCACAUUAUCUAAAAAUAGGCGCAUAGAAGGUUUCUUAUCUGUUAAAUCCACAGAACUUUGAAAUACAAUGUAUGCAUUAUGAUUUCUUUGAUAUAUGCAAUUCAUGGCUGGUAUAAUUGCUGUUUCAA